AUGGCUCCCGACUACCGCCCACACUUCCCAACCUAUCUCCUCCCUUCGUUGCCCUUCCACUUCCGUGGGCGGCAGUCUUCAACGACAAGCACGGCCUCGACCAUUUCAGAGCCAGUACCGUCCCUGAGCUCCUCGCCCACUUCCUCUCCUUCCACCAGUCCGGGUUCUUCCCCUCCUUCUGGCUAUUAUAUCCAGCAGAGGGGGCCAGUUCCCAUCUCCAAAGAGCAAGAUGCGGGGCCCACACUACACCGUUCGGCACCGAACACACUAAAAUGCAUAACCUGCUCUGCAGAUAUAGCAUUUGCCUCACAGAUCGUGAGCAAGGGGUUUACAGGUCGCCAAGGGCGUGCCUACCUGGUUGCACCACCACCAUCCUCCCUUCGCCCUCUCGGCACGUCCGCGAAACACAAGAGGGAUCGUACAGAGUUGAUAAAUACCAGAAUCGGCAGGGCGGUAAAUAGAGACUUGUUGACGGGCGCCCAUGUUGUGGCGGAUGUCAGCUGCUCCAUCUGCAGUACCAUUCUUGGGUGGAAGUAUGUCGAUGCGAAGGAGGCAGCACAGAGGUAUAAGAUUGGGAAGUUUAUUUUGGAGAUGAAGAGGGUUGUGCCGGAGGUGAGAUGGGACGAUGAAGGACUUGAAGAAAGUAGUGGUGAGGGGUUACAAAUUGAGUACGUGGUAGAGGAUAUAGAGGAUGAUACUAUUGUGUUCGAUAGUGACGAUGAGGACGAAUGUGAGGAUUUGUUUGCCGGGCAGUGGGAUGCCGCUACUGUGGCUAAGAGGAGAAGCCGGAGGAUUACAAUCAGGAAGAAGACGCUCGAGGUUUAA
Molecule: messenger RNA, 825 nt
Organism: Venustampulla echinocandica
Lineage: Eukaryota; Fungi; Ascomycota; Leotiomycetes; Helotiales; Pleuroascaceae
Exons: 1
Coding region: 1-825 (274 amino acids)
Source: RefSeq, a predicted model, not a curated record